Hyphopichia burtonii NRRL Y-1933 is the source of this 447-nucleotide messenger RNA. RefSeq names its product SNUT3/LISCH7 family protein. Gene Ontology annotation, cellular component: precatalytic spliceosome. The transcript has a single exon. Gene Ontology annotation, biological process: RNA splicing. The coding region runs from base 1 to 447 and encodes 148 amino acids. Lineage: Eukaryota; Fungi; Ascomycota; Pichiomycetes; Serinales; Debaryomycetaceae. The record is from RefSeq and is a predicted model, not a curated record.
AUGGUCACGUCCAACCGUUUCAGUUCAAGAUCACGAUCAAGAUCACCAGCAAAAUCAGCACGUUCAUCAUCGCCAAUCAAACCUGGUGGGCUCGAGAGUUAUCGAGAAAGAUCGACGGAAAGGUCGAUUGAAAAACAGGAUUCUUUGGACCUGUUUACCAAGGAGACUGCUUCGAAAGAUGGCUCAAGCCUGGGUAAUGGGAAGAAAACCGACCCAAAACAUGAAACUGAGUCCCGAGGGAGGUCGAGAGAUCGAGAAAUAUUAGAAACUAAUGCUGACGAAGAUAUGAUAUCCUUGAUGGGGUUUGGAGGUUUUGGUUCAACAAAGGGUAAACACGUUACGGGGACUAAAGGAGGGAAUGCAAAGUUUGAUAAGAAAUCGGACUACAGACAGUAUAUAAACCGGGAAAAGGGUUUUAAUCGACCAUUGUCACCUAAUAAGAAGUGA